This is a messenger RNA of Glycine soja, 2894 nucleotides long. RefSeq names its product RNA demethylase ALKBH10B-like. The coding region runs from base 558 to 2609 and encodes 683 amino acids. Gene Ontology annotation, biological process: mRNA catabolic process. Gene Ontology annotation, molecular function: demethylase activity; mRNA binding. Lineage: Eukaryota; Viridiplantae; Streptophyta; Magnoliopsida; Fabales; Fabaceae. The record is from RefSeq and is a predicted model, not a curated record. The transcript has 8 exons.
CAAAAUCAGCACCCACCAGUCCUCAGAUGCACAGCAACAAAUUUAGAGAGAGAGAGAGAGUGUGUGUGUUGUGUCGUGACUUGUGAAUAUGAGCCACCAUUUAAGACUAGAACACAUGCGUGAUCAAUAAGCCAUUCCCUUUGUUCCACAUUCUUCAUUAACCCCCAACCCUAGAUCUUCCUCUUCAAGCCCCUCCCUUUGCGUCACCCCAACUCAACCACCUCCUCACUCUCUAUCCAACACUUACCCUUUUCAAACCCCAGAUCUCUCCAAUUCGCCAAUUCUCCCUCUUCUUGAUUUCAACGCCAUACCCAUUUCAUAUUAUCCACCUUCACUCUUUUUUUGGCCUUCAUCACAGCUGGGGUGGUCUUGUUUCUAAUCAAGUUUGCUUCUUUUUGCUUUAAUUGUUCUCAAUUCCGCGUUUUAUUGAGUGGGGUCCUCUUGAAUUGCGCUGUUUUUUGUUAUAAACUCGUUGUUUCUUUGCUUAGAUCUAGUUGUGUUGGGGUAUGCUUUAUAUGCGGUUGUAGUGUAUUGUUGUAACUUGUAAGUGAGUUCUCAUGGCAAUGCCAUCGGGAAAUGUGGUAAUACAAGACAAAAUGCAGUUUCCAAGUGGUGCUGGUGGCGGUGGCGGCGGCGGCGGUGCUGGCGGAGAGAUCCACCAGCCCCACCACUACCGCCCGCAAUGGUUUGUUGAUGAGAGGGAUGGACUUAUUGGUUGGCUGCGAAGUGAAUUCGCAGCUGCCAAUGCCAUCAUAGACUCCCUUUGUCACCAUUUACGUGUUGUUGGUGAUCCUGGGGAGUAUGAUAUGGUCGUUGGGGCCAUUCAGCAGAGGAGGUGUAAUUGGAACCAGGUGCUGAUGAUGCAGCAAUACUUUUCUGUGGCUGACGUGGCAUAUGCGCUGCAGCAAGUGGCGUGGAGGAGACAGCAGAGGCCUCUGGAUCCAAUGAAAGUGGGUGCAAAGGAAGUUAGGAAAUCCGGUUCUGGAUACCGGCAUGGGCAGAGGUUUGAGUCUGUAAAGGAAGGUUAUAAUUCUAGUGUAGAGUCUUAUAGUCAUGAUGCAAAUGUCGCAGUUACUGGAGGCACGGAGAAAGGGACUCCAGUUGUUGAGAAGAGUGAAGAACAUAAAUCAGGUGGAAAGGUUGAGAAAGUGGGGGAUAAGGGUUUAGCAUCUGUUGAAGAGAAGAAAGAUGCUAUAACAAAUCAUCAAAGUGAUGGCAGCUUGAAGAGUGCAAGGAGUACUGAAGGAUCUUUGUCUAACUUAGAAUCCGAAGCUGUUGUAAAUGAUGGAUGUAUAUCUAAUUCUAAAGGGAACGAUUUACAUUCUGUGCAAAAUCAAAGUCAGAGCCAAAGUCUUUCUAACAUAGCAAAAACUUUUAUUGGCAAUGAAAUGUUUGAUGGGAAGACGGUGAAUGUGGUUGAUGGACUAAAGUUGUAUGACGAUUUAUUUGAUAGCACUGAAGUUGCAAAUCUUGUUUCACUGGUCAAUGAUCUAAGGGUUUCUGGAAAAAAAGGACAGUUACAAGGAAGUCAGGCAUAUAUAGUUUCAAGAAGGCCCAUGAAAGGGCAUGGAAGGGAGAUGAUUCAGUUGGGUGUUCGAAUUGCUGAUGCCCCAGCAGAAGGGGAAAAUAUGACAGGAGCCUCCAAAGAUAUGAAUGUAGAAUCUAUUCCUUCCUUGUUUCAAGAUAUUAUUGAGCGUAUGGUUUCCUCGCAAGUAAUGACUGUGAAGCCUGAUUGCUGCAUUGUGGAUUUCUAUAAUGAGGGUGAUCACUCACAACCCCACAGUUGGCCAUCAUGGUAUGGAAGGCCUGUUUAUGUGCUUUUUCUGACUGAAUGUGAAAUGACUUUUGGAAGAGUAAUUGCCUCAGAGCAUCCUGGGGAUUAUAGGGGCAGUAUCAAGCUUUCUCUAGUUCCUGGGUCCCUUCUGGUUAUGCAGGGUAAAUCCAGUGAUUUUGCUAAGCAUGCUCUUCCUUCCACACGCAAACAACGCAUACUGGUUACCUUCACAAAGUCCCAACCAAGAAAGUCACUAUCAAGUGAUGCUCAACAGCUUGCCUCGGCAGUAGCAUCUUCUCAUUGGGGUCCACCGCCAAGCCGAUCUCCCAAUCAUGUUCGUCAUCACGUAGGCCCCAAGCAUUACGCUACACUUCCAACAACUGGGGUACUGCCAGCUCCACCCAUUCGACCACAAAUGGCAGCUCCCGUUGGCAUGCAACCAUUGUUUGUUGCUGCUCCAGUUGUACCUCCCAUGCCAUUUUCUGCACCUGUGCCAAUCCCAGCUGGUUCUACCGGAUGGACAGCUGCACCUCCUCCAAGGCAUCCUCCUCCUCGAGUCCCUGCUCCUGGAACAGGAGUCUUCCUACCUCCAUCGGGCUCAGGUAAUUCAUCUCAACAGUUACCAGCAAGUACUUUGGCUGAAGUGAACCCAAGCACGGAAACUCCAACCAUGCCGGAGAAGGAAAAUGGGAAAAUUAAUCAUAAUAGUACAAGUGCUUCACCAAAAGGAAAAGUGCAAAAGCAAGAAUGCAAUGGGCAUGCUGAUGGAACUCAAGUUGAACCAGCUCUAGAGACACGGCUAGAUAGCAAUGACAAAGCUGCACCAAGUCAUUGAGCUGUACCAUACUUAUAGAGAGAGAGAGAGAGAGAGAGGUAAAGCUUAUCACACGAACACGAUAGGCUGUGAACUUAACUUGAGUUUGAAGCAAAUGUAAAGCGCGGCAACAGGAGAUAUCACUAUAUAUAUAUACUGCAGAGGAGAACAAGGGAAGGAGGUAGAACUUUUGGUUCUCUCUGUAAUCCUUUCUUUGCUCCAUUCCUUUUUUGUUGUCUUAAAAUAUUAACUAUUACAGGAAGGGAAACCCAUUCUUAAUUCUAUUUUUGGCCUUUCCUAUCUUAA